This is a messenger RNA of Octodon degus (degu), 993 nucleotides long. It is a transcript of the gene Foxi2, whose product is annotated as forkhead box I2. The record is from RefSeq and is a predicted model, not a curated record. NCBI's taxonomy places the organism in Eukaryota, Metazoa, Chordata, Mammalia, Rodentia, Octodontidae. The coding region runs from base 1 to 993 and encodes 330 amino acids. The transcript is spliced from 2 exons. Gene Ontology annotation, biological process: cell differentiation; anatomical structure morphogenesis; regulation of transcription by RNA polymerase II. Gene Ontology annotation, molecular function: RNA polymerase II cis-regulatory region sequence-specific DNA binding; DNA-binding transcription factor activity, RNA polymerase II-specific.
AUGAGUUUCAGUACAGAGCACCCAGCCCAGACCCGGGAGCAGCUGGACAUGGCAGCGUAUUGUGAGGGUCUAGGCGCCUGCUCCGGCCCACAGGGCCAGACACGGUCCGUCGCGCACUCACCAGGUUACGUGCGAGGGGACCAGGGCGCUUCGGGCGGAGGCCUGAGCCUGUGGAUGAAGGCUCCCGCGCUCAGCCCUGCGCCCUACGCUUCGGGCCCGGGGACCCCUCCGUCCUAUGCGGCGCCGGGCUAUGGGGCCCCGGGCCAGCUCCUCGGAGCCACGGGUGGGCUGGCGGGCACGGACCUCACGUGGCUGGCCCUCUCCGGCCAGCAGGAGUUGCUGAGGCUGGUGCGACCGCCCUACUCCUACUCCGCGCUCAUAGCCAUGGCCAUCCAGAGCGCGCCCCUGCGAAAGCUGACCCUCAGCCAAAUCUACCAGUACGUAGCCGGCAACUUCCCUUUCUACAAGCGCAGCAAGGCGGGCUGGCAGAACUCCAUUCGCCACAACCUGUCUCUCAACGACUGCUUCAAGAAGGUGCCACGCGAUGAGAGCGACCCAGGUAAAGGCAAUUAUUGGACCUUAGACCCCAACUGCGAGAAGAUGUUUGACAACGGGAACUUUCGAAGGAAGAGGAAACGAAGAGGGGAAGCGAGCACGGCUUUACCUCCAGAAGCCCACAGACCAGGCGGAGCCGAAACUCCGAAGCUGGAGCCCAGGGGCACAGCCUCCGCAGACCUGCAUUGCUCGCCCGAGCCCGGGGCUGCCACCUGCUUCUCCAGCUUUUCCUCGGCCAUGGGGGCCCUGGCCAGCAGCUUUGGCAACUUUUCUGGGAGCUUGACGCGCGACUUUUCUUUUGGGAGGCCAACGACCGUAGGGGCCCGAAGCCCCCAGACCCCCGGCUCUGCGCCCACCUUUACCCCGGGCCAUCAGACUGCGGCCACCAGCUUUCGCGUGAGUCAUUUUGUCUACAGCUUGGAAGGAACCGAAGUUUGA